Messenger RNA from Rhizophagus irregularis DAOM 181602=DAOM 197198, 1177 nucleotides. RefSeq lists its product as uncharacterized. The record is from RefSeq and is a predicted model, not a curated record. Gene Ontology annotation, molecular function: heme binding; electron transfer activity. NCBI's taxonomy places the organism in Eukaryota, Fungi, Glomeromycota, Glomeromycetes, Glomerales, Glomeraceae. Gene Ontology annotation, biological process: mitochondrial electron transport, ubiquinol to cytochrome c.
GAAUUCACUUUAUAUUUCCUCGAAAUCGUUCCAUAAUUUUUCUUUUCUUUUUUUUUGCAUAAUUAUAAAAAGUUAUGUUCGCUAGGUUUUCGGGUCAAGUUGCAAAGAGACCUUUGAAACAAUGGGUUAAUGCUUUUGCGCAGGCUCGAGGUUUUCAAAGUACUUCCAGUGCUCGUCAGUCGAAUUCAAAAACUGUUGCUGCUACAGCAGCUGUAGCAGUAGCAACAGCAACAGGCAUUGGUUAUUAUUUAUAUGUCAAUCCUAUUCAUGCCGGUAUGGAAGAUGAAGGACUUCAUUCACCAUCAUAUCCUUGGCCUCAUUUUGGUCCAUUUAAUACCUUUGAUCAUGCCAGCAUUCGACGUGGUUAUCAAGUUUAUAGAGAAGUUUGCUCUACGUGCCAUUCACUCGAAUAUAUCUCAUGGCGUAAUUUAGUGGGCGUAUCACAUACAGAAGAUGAAGUGAGAGCAAUGGCCGAGGAAUUUGAAUACAAAGAUGGUCCAGAUGAUAAUGGAGAUUAUUUUGAAAGACCAGGAAAAUUAUCUGAUCGAUUUCCACGACCUUAUCCUAAUGAAGAAGCUUCCCGUGCUGCUAAUGGUGGUGCUCUUCCACCAGAUCUUUCAUUAGUAGUUAAAGCCCGUGAAGGUGGUGCCAAUUAUAUUUUUUCUCUCUUAACUGGAUACUAUGAUCCACCGGCUGGUGUCGAAAUUCGUGAAGGCUUAAAUUAUAACCCUUAUUUUCCUGGUGGUGCAAUUUCUAUGGCAAGACUUUUAUUUGAUGGUUUGGUUGAAUAUGAUGAUGGUACUCCUGCAACUACAUCUCAAAUGGCAAAAGAUGUUACAACAUUCCUUUCUUGGGCCGCAGAACCUGAACAUGAUGAUCGUAAAAAAAUGGGUAUAAAGGCUAUAAUUAUGUUAUCCGCUAUGACUAUUUUGUCAAUUUGGCUUAAGCGAAACAGAUGGGUUUCUCUUAAAUCGAGAAAGAUCGCGUAUGCACCACCUAGAUAUUGAAGAAAAAAAAAAAGAUUAUAAAUUAUUUGAUUAUGGAAUAUUUAUAUUCAAAAACAUUUAGAUUCCAAAUAAAAAUUUUGAUGGAUUCUGUGUUAAUCUAUUUAAACAAAACAUUUUGCAUCGAUUUUUAUUCUUUUAUGAUGUUAUUUAUAAAGCGUCUUAUAAAAAUC